AUGGAUAUGGAUAUCUUUUAUCCUGAGGGGAGUCAACCUUUGGUGGGAGAUUCAGAGAAACAUCCACAGAUCCGUCACAAGGCUGGAUCCUUUUCACCCCAGCCUCAGCAUCCAGAAACCUUUGAAGAGCUAGAACAGCUUCCCUUUAAGACCCUGGAAGCUGAACUUUCAGCAAGCACACAACAGAGCCCAGCUGCACUUCUAGGAUCUCCCGAGGAAUCAAAACCUCUGGUAGUUCCAGACUCAGAUUUGCUGUCAAGUACCCCUGAAAAGGGUGAUACUGCUUCAGUCCUGCCAGAAACCCUAGUUCAGCCUACAUUGGCUUCCGAGGAGAGAGGAUCUUCAGUGCCUCAGGAGGUGGAAGCUCAGCCUUUAGAGUCAGGACUGGAACUUGGAGCGCGUGAUCAGGAAAACAGAGUGUCACCGAUACCAAAGGAAGUCCAUCUUUCAAAUACAGCUACUGUCACCAUCAAACCUGCCUAUCUGCAGAUUCCCGGAACUCCAAGGGUCCCCAGUGAGGGGGAAACAUCAACCCAGCCAGAAGCCCUAAAUAUCACUCGCACUGCAGAACGCCUUAGGGAAAAGAAACAAUCUCUAGCCCAAGAGGAGGCCCAGUUUGCGGUACUAGAGAGCCCUGACAGUGGCUCUGCCAUACGGCAGGAGACAGUGCCUCAAGCUCCAGACAUCCCUGAGGUGACUGAAUCUUCAGUCCAGCAGAAUCCCCUAGCUCAGCCUCCUGAAUCCCCUAUGGAGUUUGAAGCUCAACCAUUUCUGCAUUCUGAAGAAAAUGUUCCACCUCCAAGUCAGAAUGAAGCUCUAAGCUUCAAUUUACCCCAGGUCACUGCUAAACCUAUGGGUGUGACAUUUCCUUUAUAUACAGAGUUCAAUAAUGAGGUCAGACCAUCAGACCAUCCUGAACAUGUGUCAUCACCAAGUAAGAAUGAAGCUCAGCUCUUAAAUGUUCCCAGUGUGAGGGGAAAACUUGUGGGUAUGACAAUUAACAUGUUUCCAGAGGUCAGUAAGGAGGUUCAACCUGCUCCAGAGCAGCACGAGGUCUCAGCUCAGCCUCCAAGUGAAGUUGACCUUUCAAACUUGCCCCACGUCACUGUAAAACCUGUGAUGGUGACAAUUUCCAUAGCUCCAGAGGUCAUUAAUGGGGUUCAGUCCUCAGUCCAGAAGGAAUCACAGACUCCAGCUUCAGAGCUCUCUUUACCCAAAUCUUCUUUAGCCCACCAGCAGGUCCAAGGUGAAGGUCCACAGCUCUCUGAGACGAUGGACUCUCCAUCAGUCCUGCAGGAGUCCCAGGAUAAAAUGCUAGGGUCCCCUGAGGUGACUCCAUCUUCAUCAUAUGAAACCACUGACCUCACGAAGGUGGGAAAAUCGUCCGUCUUCCAGGAGGCACAGACUCAAGGUCCAGAGCACCCUGGGAAAAGCUUUUCUACUAAGGAGCAAGAAUCUUCCCAGCUGAUAGAGAACCUUCAAGAUUGUGUCACUAAAGCUCAAGGGGAUCUACUCCACCUUCUCUCGAGAACUGGACACCUGUCCACUCUCAAAAUCUCGAAAAUAUAUAGGUUGCUAUCUAAGAGUACAAAGAGGUAUCAUACUCAUCAUAAGAAACCUAACAGUAACAAGUCUGAAACCACUAAAACUGUUUUAUCUUCUGCAACCCAGGAGGACGUCGUCCCUAAGAUUCCUGAGCAUCUUGAGGUAGUCAUUUCUUCAACUCAGCCAGGCACCUCUUCUAAGCGUCCAGACUCUAUAGCGUGGAGUUCUGAAGCUUUCCGAAUUCAGACUCUGGAGAAUCAGAAGGUGACAGUUUCACCAGGUCCCCAUCAUGUGAACACUCGUUCACUCUCAGCUGACAUUUCAGCUCCACCCAGUGUGGGGGUUUUGAAGACAAUACCUUCUCCAACCACACAGAAGAACAAGGUUCAACAUUUUCAUCAGAAUCGGCCUUCUACAAAUCAAUAUUUGACUGUAACUCCAGAACACACGGUGAAGACUAAACCCUCGACAACCCUGACAAGUACCAGUGCUACAGAACAGUCAAAUAUGACACUUAUCACACCGUCUCGGAGUCCUUGUUCAAACCUGAGUGGAGUCACAUUUCCACCUAAAAACAAGGACGUUACUGUAACUAAAGGCAGUUCAGUUAUAUCUCCCACCAUGCAAGAGACUUCAGCUCAGUCUUCAAAGGCCUCCAAGAAAGCUGAGGUGAGAGUUAUAACAAGUACCACUCUGACCACCCCCAGACAGGGAAGGCCUUCAGAACAGCGUCAGCAUCAGCAGAGAGAUCUUGGUAAAUACACAUCUGUACCUUUGUGCUUAGCUCCAGAACCAGAAACAUCAGGAACAGCUCAUUCUUCUCCGACUCAGUCUUCAACUGUGCCUUCUGUACGAUGUAGUUCAGAAAAGGCAAAUGCUGCUCCGACAACCCCCAGUGAGGAAAUGCCUUCAGAACAGCCUCAGCAUCAGCAGACAGAUCUUGGGGAACUCACAUCUCCACCUUUGUACGCUACUCCACAACCAGAAACAUUGACGACACGUCAUUCUUGUCUGAUUCACUCUUCUGCCCAGCCUGCUGUACGACAUGCUUCAGAAAAGGCACACGUAGAUUUCCCUGAGCAACUGGAACAGAAUGUCUCCAUGACCUUUAACAUAUGUGAGCUCUGUACCUGCACAGAUAAGACCCUCUCCUGCUCCGGUCUCAGUCCAGAGAAGAGGCUCCAUAGAGUGCCUGUGCCAGGGCCCAACACCAACACCUUCACCGUCCUAGAUUUCCAAGGAAACUCUAUUUCUUCCAUUGAUGGAAAUACAUGGAAGACAUACCCUUGGGUUGAGAAACUAAUACUCAGUGACAAUUCUUUGGCAGAAUUACGUAAGGAUUCAUUUGAAGCCCUUCCAAACCUCAAGUACUUAGAUUUAUCCUGCAAUAAAAUACAGUUUAUUGAAAGGCGGACAUUUGAAGCAGUACCGUAUUUGCAAUCUGUCAAUCUUAGUUGCAAUUUAAUCACCGAACUGAGCUUUGGAACGUUUCAGUCCUGGCAUGAAAUGCAGUUUUUACACAAAAUAAUUCUCAACCAUAAUCCCCUAACAACUAUUGAAGAUUUUUAUCUUUUUAAAUUGCCAGCAUUAAAAUAUCUAGACAUGGGAGCAACACAAGUGACACUUGCAGCAGUUCAAAACAUCCUCAUGAUGAAUCUUAAGCUAGAAAAACUGAUCUUACCUAACCAUCUAACCUGCUGCCUCUGCCAAUUUAAAAAUAAUAUUGACGUUGUCUACAAGACAGUCAAACUACGUUGUGACAGUGAAUGUCUUACCAGUAGUACACCCUGCGGUGAAGAACAAUACAUCAGUAAUAUGGACGGGGAAUUCAUGAAGGCUUUACAGGCCCGAAAGAAGAGUACCAGCACCGAGCUGACGAUUGAACCAGAGAAGGCCUCAUCCGAGAGAAACAGCCUGUCCUUUUUCCAUCAUGAACAGCUAGACAAUAGUCAUCAGCGUGAUAUGCUUACUAGACUAGAUUCCAUAAUGUCUUUGUUACAGGUUGGGGACAUAGAUGCAGAACCAACAUUGUUAUCCUUCAUUAAGUUUCUUUUUAAAGAUGUGCAAGAUGGAGGAAAUCCUCUGGCUCCUUCGAAAACCAGCACGGCUUGGAUUUCUAUACAGCCCGAAUCCAACAGUGAAAUCUACAAUAAGGUGAAAAAAAUCCAUGUUCUCCAAAGUCUAAUCAACACAGAAAUUCAAGAAAAAGUCCACAAAGUUAGAAAGAAGGAGAAAACUGCCACGCAGGUCCAUUCCAGUCUUUUCGGGCCCAAAUUUAAACGCCAUUUUUUUCCAAAGAAAUUGGAAACUGUCGGGCCACCAAAGAAAAAACACUUAGGAAAUGUUCAGGAGUGGGAGACGCAACCACUGCAAGGGAGCAGCGUGCUCAAGGAUCCCGGGGGCCUGCAGAAGAGUUACUUCAAAGAAGAGGGCACUCCCCUCAGCCAGAGGCGAGGGAAGGCUUGGUCCAUGGCGGGGAACAUUGCCCAAGAAAGACGGCACAGGCAGCUGGCCCCGGAAAGACCGAAAGACUUUAUCUUGGCAGGGAGGCCCAGGAAAUUGGUGGAAAGCUCCUUCAACGAGGAGUCAUCCUUCAUCCAGGAGCACAGGGCGCCGGCCUCCGUGCCCCUGGAACAGCACUCCAUGGGCAGCCCGUCUGCCGCCGCUGCUUUCCAAGUGCCACCGGAGGACGAAAUCCCAUCCAAAGACCUGAAAAGAACUCUACGCGUCUUAGAGGAUGCGGGCGCUCGAGUUCGGAACAUGAAGGUUCCCAGCCCCGGGCCACUCCCCGGGAAGAACUACCUGUUUCGUAAACUUGACUCUCAGCUGGGCCGCAGAAUACCCCAGGCCAGAGUGAACACAGCGACAAAAGAAGCAGCACCGCAGAGGCCGGUGCUGGCCAGGAGGCCUCCUUUCGGUGCAGUGAAGCGCCUCGUCAACUCCCCGCCGAGGGGGGCGUCUCUGUCCUGGAGGCACCAGAACAAACCUGUCAUGGAGCCAUUCCUUUCAUUGCGCUCCAGCCGGGAAAAGAAGACCGCGGAGAGCACGCGUGCUCCAAACGGGGGGGAUGCCAGAAGCAUCGUGCCGCCAGAGAAAACUGCCGGUAUCCAAAGCACUGCCCCUGAGGAGGAAGAGGGGACGGAGGACAGCCUCAUGCCGGCUGUCAGACAGCCCAACGAGAUGCAGUGGGAAUAUCAGAAGGUGGCCACCGACAUCGACUCCCCCCCACAGAAACCCGACCCCAGAGACGAACUUGAGAUGCAGCUCAUCCAGAAGUUGCGGCCCCUUAUCCCCAACAGUAAUGUGAGGAAGUUCAUUGCCCAAGUAAUUCGGACUCUGAAAAUGGACUGCUCCGAUCCCCGGGUGCAACUGGAGUGUGCCAAGGUGGUCCACAAAACCGGGCUCCUGAUGAAGCUUCUUAGUGAGCGGCAGGACGUAAAGGUGUCCAGUGAAGAAUGGGAUACGGACCAGCGGGAGGCUGAGAACUACAUCAGUGAGAAUACCGAAGGCCAGGGUGAUCAGAAACAGCCGGAGGCAAGUGAGCUCAUAAAAGUUCCAGGAUAUGUUGUGUACCACAAUCAAAAAGCAGUCGUUGCGAUAAAUGUGGCUGUCGUCGUGAUAAUAUUGGUUUUAAUUUUAUGUCUCAUUGAGAUUUAUUCUUGUAGAGCAAGACAGAGUAAAGAUGGAAGAUCCAGGGAGCCCAGGGAAGCCAUGAAGAGAGCAGCACGGACUCCUGAGGAGAAAGCAGCCAAGGAGACCAAGACAGCCAAGACUCCCAAGACCCAGGGAGCACAGGGGACACAGGCACCACAGCGCCCCCCAUCACCAAUUGUCCCCCUGGCACGACAGAGCAGCGAGCCUCCACAUGGCUCCCUAGAACCACAGAACGCAGAGUCACCACACUCCAUCGGGUCUUCACAGCCCGUCGCAGCACGACAGUCCGUCAAGGCUCUGCAGACCCCUCAUGUGCAGCAGAUCUUCAGAUCCCAGGAGAUCCUGUCAUCCCCGGAGAUUUCAGAUCAAUCGGAUGAGUAACAAAAGGAGUCAUCACAGGCAGCCGUGGUGUUAGAGGCCCUACAGUGAACACCUCCUGCUUCAUACCACCUGGACAUUUUAUUGUCUGAAGAGCCUCUUGGCAGCUGCUGUAAAAUUCUUCUUUUUCGUAUGUUAAAUACAUACAUGCAUAAGA
Sorex fumeus (smoky shrew) is the source of this 5734-nucleotide messenger RNA. RefSeq names its product leucine-rich repeat-containing protein 37A3-like. The record is from RefSeq and is a predicted model, not a curated record. The transcript has 12 exons. Gene Ontology annotation, molecular function: protein binding. Lineage: Eukaryota; Metazoa; Chordata; Mammalia; Eulipotyphla; Soricidae. The coding region runs from base 1 to 5580 and encodes 1859 amino acids.